AUGUUUGCUCUCUUUGCGGCCUCACUGUUGGCCGUGUCUGCCCAGGCCUCCGCAGCCUGUCGGUGCUUCCCCGGAGAUGCUUGUUGGCCGUCUGAAAAUGUCUGGACUCAGUUCAAUCAGUCAAUUGAUGGCCGGUUGGUGAAAACGGUUCCUCUUGGCACACCAUGCCAUGCACCCAACUAUGACGCUGCCAAAUGUACAAUUUUGCGCGAUGGAUGGACAGUUCCUGAGGAACAUUAUGAAUCCUCGUCAUCCGUCAUGGCUCCAUUCUUUGCGAAUGGUACUUGUGAUCCGUUCCACCCAGUUUCUAAGCCUUGCACUCUGGGCAAUUACGCUGUGUACGCCGUCAACGUUACUACCCCCGCACAUAUCUCCAAAGCUGUCCAAUUCGCCACAAAGCACGAUAUUCGCAUCGUGGUGCGUAAUACUGGCCAUGACUACAGUGGAAGGUCUACCGGUGCAGGAGCCCUAGGUAUCUGGACACACUACCUGAAGGACCUAGAAAUCCACGACUAUAAAGACAAGCAUUAUUCUGGCAAGGCUAUCACUAUGGGAGCUGGCGUCCAAGGUUUUGAAGCCUACGAGGCUGCUGAAAAGGCCAAUGUCCAAGUCGUUGGCGGCGAGUGUCCAACCGUUGGCCUGGCUGGAGGAUACAGCCAGGGUGGUGGGCAUUCCGCCCUCUCCUCUCGUUACGGACUGGGUGCCGACCAAGUUUUGCAGUGGCAAGUGGUGGAUGGCCAGGGCAACUUUAUCACUGCCACCCGCGACAAUGAGUAUUCUGAUCUAUACUGGGCAUUGAGUGGUGGUGGCGGUGGUACCUAUGGUGUGGUCACAUCUAUGACCUCCAAGGCUCACCCUGGUACCCCUGUGUCCGGUCUUAAUAUGACCUUCACCAACGCCAAGAUCUCCCAAGAUACAUUCUACGAGGCGAUCGCGCGCUUCCACACUAGACUCCCUGCUCUGGUGGAUGCCGGUGCUAUGAGUAUCUGGUUCUACACCAACACCAGCUUCGCGAUAUCCCCAUUGACCGGUCCUAACAUCCCGGAGGCCGACCUGCUCAAAUUGAUCCAACCUUUCGUCAGCGACUUAAAGGAGCUUGGUAUUACUCCCACAGUUUACUCCAAGCAGUUCCCCAGCUAUCUGAGUCAGUUCAAUGGCAUGCAGCAGGAGAUAGGCGUUGGCGAGGCACAGUAUGGUGGCUGGCUCAUUCCACGGUCGGUCGUGCAGGACAACAACAAAGGUCUCACAGCCGCUUAUCGCCAGAUCACCGAAGACGGCGCUACCUUCAUCGGUGUUGGUCUCAAUGUAUCACGCCAGGUGGCUGGGGAUGUGAGCAACUCCGUCUUCCCCGGCUGGCGCGACGCUCUGAUCGCAACAACGAUCACUACUCCCUGGAAAUGGGACAAUGACAAGGAAAUGUUGGCAAAUCAGCGAAAAAUGACCGACUCCUAUAUGGCUAAGUUGACUGCGCUGUCACCCAACUCGGGAGCAUACAUGAACGAGGUAAAUUUAGUUCUCGAUCUUGAACACAGAUAUUCUAUACUAACUUCCCUCUCCCAGGCUGAUUUCCGCCAGCCGAAUUUCCAGAAAUUCUUUUUCGGCAAGAAUUAUCCCGCUUUGCAGAAGAUUAAGGCGAAAUAUGAUUCUAAGGACAUAUUCUAUGCCCGGACCAACGUCGGAUCCGAGGCCUGGGAAGAGCGAAAGGAUGGCCGGCUGUGCCGCGUUGGUCAGAGUUCUCGAACAGCUGGACAUGCCAGAGAUCUGUAG
Messenger RNA from Penicillium salamii, 1767 nucleotides. The record is from the annotation of a GenBank genome assembly. Lineage: Eukaryota; Fungi; Ascomycota; Eurotiomycetes; Eurotiales; Aspergillaceae.